AUGAAUAACGCUGCAACGCUUGCUACUGCUCCUUCGAGCGUGUCAGGGCCCGUUACUAGAAGGACGUCGUUACCAGCACCAUCUCCGGCGUCAGAACCGUCGUUGAUAGGUAUGUUACGAAAGAACGUAGGCAAGGACCUGAGCACCAUCAGCUUCGACGUUACCUUCAAUGAACCUCUGAGUCUCUUACAAAAAUUAGCAGAAGAGGUCGAGUACACAAACCUGCUUCGGCUAGCCACCCAAGCUGUAGACCCAAUCGAGAGGCUUGCGCAUAUCGCCGCCUUCGCCGUCUCCCAAUACGCCAAUUCCAAGCACCGCACGUCUAGGAAGCCAUUUAACCCCCUUCAAGCCGAGUCCUACGAGCUGGUCCGGGAAGAUUUGGGACUCAGGUUCAUCAGUGAAAAGGUCACGCAUCAUCCUCCUCGGAUGGCGUGUUAUGCGGAAGGCCCAGGGUGGGUAUAUAACUGCACAAGUUCCGCAAAGAACAAGUUGUCAGGCAUGAGUCUCGAGAUCCAGCCGCUCGGAGCUCAGCAUAUCAUCUUGAAUGGGAACGAGAGGUACUCAUGGACCAAGCCGAAAUCCUACAUGCGCAAUCUGGUUGCUGGCGCCAAAUAUCUAGAGACGAUCGGGGAUCUGACCAUUCGCAACGAAUCUAGUGGAGAAAAGGCCGUGAUCAAUUUUGAAGCUGGAGGUUGGGCUGGCAAGAGGAAUCAAGUCUCCGGAAUCUGUUAUACGGCGAGCGGGAGCAAGGCCGCUUGGAUCGAUGGGGUUUGGGAUUCGAAGUUGAACGUGCGAUAUGGGUCGAGUCAUGAUCCGAGCCAUCCUCUUUGGCUUGCCAAUCCUUGGCCGGCGAACACGGAUAAGAACUACGGAUUCACUCAAUGGGCGAUCCAGCUGAACGAACUCACGCCCGACCUUGUCGGUGUCAUUGCCCCUUCAGACUCGCGUCUGCGACCAGAUCAGAGGGCGUACGAGGAAGGUCGAAUCACAGAGGCUGAUCACCUCAAGACCGCGCUCGAAGAGGCUCAACGGCAGAGGAAACAGGCCGAGGGGGAUUACAUUAAACCGAGAUGGUUCAAACCUACCUCGCAUGGUACUGGAGAGGACGAAUGGGAGUAUGCGGGCGGGUAUUUUGAGAGUCGAGCGGACGGGAGUCUUCUCACAAAGGCUGUCGCAAGUCUGUUCGAACUGUAA
Molecule: messenger RNA, 1194 nt
Organism: Filobasidium floriforme
Lineage: Eukaryota; Fungi; Basidiomycota; Tremellomycetes; Filobasidiales; Filobasidiaceae
Product: Oxysterol-binding protein
Exons: 6
Coding region: 1-1194 (397 amino acids)
Biological process (GO): exocytosis; endocytosis; piecemeal microautophagy of the nucleus
Cellular component (GO): plasma membrane; perinuclear endoplasmic reticulum; cytosol
Molecular function (GO): sterol binding
Source: RefSeq, a predicted model, not a curated record